This is a messenger RNA of Anopheles nili, 2067 nucleotides long. RefSeq names its product L-lactate dehydrogenase. Gene Ontology annotation, cellular component: cytoplasm. Gene Ontology annotation, biological process: carboxylic acid metabolic process. The transcript is spliced from 5 exons. Lineage: Eukaryota; Metazoa; Arthropoda; Insecta; Diptera; Culicidae. The coding region runs from base 158 to 1156 and encodes 332 amino acids. The record is from RefSeq and is a predicted model, not a curated record. Gene Ontology annotation, molecular function: L-lactate dehydrogenase (NAD+) activity.
CGGCGGAACGCGUCGAGGUCAGUACAAGUAUUCCACCGUCGACCACCCCAGAGUGCACACGCGACUAGGUUAGCUUCGUCAGCGCGACAUUCCCGUUGGUGUUCAACUUUUGAAUCCUUUCCAAGGAGUGAAAUUAUCCACUCGAAACCCGUCCAAAAUGAGCGAACUGAAAGCCAAACUGCUCACCCAGAUUGCCGAACCGAUGACCUCGUCUGGCAACAAGGUCACCGUCGUCGGCAUUGGUCAAGUCGGUAUGGCCUGCGCCUUCAGCAUUCUUACGCAGAACGUGUCCAGCGAGAUCGCUCUCAUCGACGUUAACGCCGACAAGCUUCAAGGUGAAAUGCUGGAUCUGCAGCAUGGUUCCGCGUUUAUGAAGAACGCCAAGAUCCAAGCCGGAACCGAUUUUUCAGUAUCAGCCGGGUCGCGGCUAAUCAUCAUUACAGCCGGUGUUCGUCAAAAAGAGGGUGAAAGUCGGUUGGAUUUGGUCCAGCGUAACACUGACAUCCUGAAGGGCAUUAUUCCCAAACUAGUGGCUCAAAGCCCGGAUUGCACACUUCUGGUCGUCUCCAAUCCUGUCGACAUUCUCACUUACGUCGCAUGGAAACUGAGUGGUCUUCCUAAGAACCGCGUCAUCGGAUCCGGCACUAACCUCGAUUCAUCCCGCUUCCGAUUUCUGAUGUCGCAAAGACUCGGAGUAGCUCCGACGUCUUGUCACGGUUGGAUCAUUGGUGAACAUGGUGACAGCAGUGUACCGGUCUGGUCUGGUGUAAACGUAGCCGGAGUUCGUUUGGCCGAAAUCAAUCCGAGUAUUGGCACCGAAUCAGAUACCGAAAAGUGGGGCGAGCUGCACCAUGAAGUCGUCAACAGCGCGUACGAGGUUAUCCGUCUGAAGGGCUACACCUCUUGGGCCAUCGGACUGAGUGUGGCCUCACUUGUAUCAGCUAUUUUGCGCAAUACAUACAAUGUCCAUGCUGUCUCCACGCUAGUCAAGGGCGAGCACGGUAUUGAAGACGAAGUUUAUCUAUCGUUGCCAUGCGUUCUAGGUCGCAACGGUGUCAGCCACGUGGUGAAGCAAAUUCUGACUCCGGAGGAAACCAAGAAGCUACAAGCGUCCGCUACCCUGAUGGCGCAGGUUCAAGCUGGAAUUAAAUUCUAAGCAUUUAAUAGCUAAUACAAACAUGUUAUUUAUUGUCCAACACUAAAAAAGUACGUUAAGCUAGCUACAAACUAUCCCCACAAUAGUCUGAACCUUUUCUCAGAAGGGCAGGUAACGAUAAUCUAUUAAUGCACUCAAAAUUAGGAAAAUAACACAUUUGCCUGUUUCCGGCUAAAUCUUGUAAUCUUAUACAUUAUAUGUCCAACUCAUAUUUAUUUGAUAAUAAAAUAUGAGAUAGAACUAUUUAAAAUUUAAUUGCAUUUCACUGGGGUGAGCUAGACCGCUUAUAAUGAUCCAGAUAAAUAGAAGGCCAACCAAUGCCCAUGAACCACUGUUUGAAUAGAGAACGACUGAAAGAUUGGGUCGUUGAAGCGAUCAAUAGGAAUCACAAGAAAAUUUUGAACACAAAUGAUUAGACUAAGCUUUAGGCGUCAAAAAAGCAUACAUGUAAGUAAUCAACCAAAUUGCAAUGAAACAAGCAAAACACACACCACCCUACCUCGACUAGCGUUAGGAGUCUCACAACAAUAUGGUAAUUCGGAUACAUACAUAAAUUGGAAGCGAGCGAAUUGGCCACUAUCCAAAAACUCUGCACUCUGCAUUCAAUGCAACCCGAGAUUACGAAAUUGUGGAGCUCAUUUAAAAAUUCGAAAGAAAAAGAAUCUACAUUUGGAACUAAUGAAUUUUGCAAAAAAAAAUGUGUUGGAAUUUUCAGAACAGCCAUCUAGACCGAACAGCAAACAGAAAACUGAAUAAAAAAUGAUCAUAGAAAACAAAUCCUAAUUGACAAAUCUUACUAGUUUAAGGAUGAAUUUUUGAAAAAGAAAAUUUGGAUAGGAGCUGUUCUAUCAUUAAAUAAAACGCAAAGAAAAUUAUUGCAGAAAAGCGGGUGAGAGUUCUGUACAUCUGUC